AUGGACUUAGAAGACGACAAAGGCUCGUCUAUAGAAGAAGGGGAGGUUCUAGAAGAAGGUGAGAUCGACGAUGACGAGGAAAAUGUCGAGAGGACGGUGUCUUUUCUCGGGAACGCAGACGGUUUCGGGUUGCCGCCCGAUGGCGAGUUCCCCCCCGGCCCGCUGAGGGUGGACUUCCGUCGGGACCGGGGUCGCUACGGUCCUCCCCGCGGGGCCUCGGGCUUCCUGCCGCCGCCGAGGGACCAGCCGGACUCGCCCGGGGAGUGGCGCUUUCGGGAUCUGUUGAGCAGAAGAGGCCGAGGGUUCGCGCCCGAGGGCGUCAGCUUCCACGGGGCCAUGAACCUUCCUGGUGGGAACCUCGGCCCCCCUCCCCACCACAUGGGCAAAGGAAAGGUCUUCCGAGGUCGCGGGCGGGGUCAGGGGUCGCAGCGAGGCGGCCGGGGUCAGGGGUCACAGCGGGGCGGCCGGGGUGGCGGCAGGGGCGGUCAGAAGAACUUUGACCCUCUGCGUGAACCCAGGGAACCAACAAGGAGGAGCUCUCGUCUGCGGAACCGCCCAGACCAGCCCCUCCAUGAGGCGGAACCCUGGCUGCCCUGGAUGAAAAAAUACUUCAACAAACAACCCAACAAUCCCAACAUGCUUCCCACCGUGACCCCGCGGGACGUUUCCAUGACGAUAUCGUCCAUGUCGUCGUUAGGGCUGGGUGCUAACGAGGGGGCGGUUCGUCGACAGGAACAGGCAGGGGACACGGAACAGUACAGCGACCUGCUGCAGAACUACAGACGCAUCAGGUCACAGCUAGAGGAGAUAGAACGGAAAGAGAAGCUUGAGAAGAUGGGUAUCCGUGAGUGGGAUCUGGAUAAGUACACUCGCGAGGAGAAAACCUCCAGGGACACCAGCCCUAAGGACGAGGGUCAGGAGUCAAAGGGCAAGCGCAGGUCAAGGUCCAGGUCGAAGUCAGGAUCGAGCAAGGCGAGCUCUAAAGCCGACACCAAACAUGAAGCAGAUACACAACAGGAGAAAAAGGCAGCUGAAGGCUCAGAUGAUGAUGAUGAGGAGUUGAUGGAGCUGCAGCUGCGUCUGAUCGCGCUGGAGUCGGCCGCGAAGGCUCGGCGGGACAGGACAGACACCGAGGACGGGCAGGACGACGGGACGGAGCCUUCUCCCCAGGGCAGGGAGACGACCUUCAAACCUGACCAGGACAAGGUCACGGCCAGCAGCCAACCUGGGGGGAGUCCACCCAAGAAAAGUGUGACAAAGAGCAGUGGGAGGAAACCACACCCCUCCAAACCCCCUGCCAUAGCCUCGCGCCAGCCUGCCCAUUCUCCCUUUAAUAUCUACAGGGACCCAGGUAGACAGGCCAGAUCGAAGCGUAAACGCGGCCGCCCGAGCAAACGGAAGCGGGACGAGCUGCGGAUGCUGCAGCAGCUGGAGGAGGAGGAGGAACGAGAGAGGACGCGACGGACCGAAGCAGCCCGCAUCCGUAACCUUGGCAACCACGCAGAGCAGUACAAACGCUUCAUGGAGUUUGUGACGGAGGCUCGGGAUGGCAGUCCUCAUCCGAAGCAGGAAGAAGAGCGUCGUCGGCGUUCCCGUUCAGCCGAGAGUUCCACCCGCCCCCCGUCUGCUGCCCCCCUCCCCACUGACCUGCAGGAUAACUAUGAGGAGGUCUCCAUGGAUGUGGACAGUAACGACGAGUCUCCAGGUGUGCUGAAGAAAGAAGCGUUCCUGUUCCCAGGACUCCCCCCCGACCUGCCCUUCGUACCCCCCCUGCCGCUGGAGGCCCCCCCGGAACUACCCCCUCCUCCUGAGCCCUCAGAUGUAACAGGUGGAGAAAAACCAGGUGAGGAGGAAGAUGAAGAUGAUGAUGAUGAAGACUUGGAGGCCCUGAGAGGAGAAGUCUUAAGAUCUCUGGCCAGCAGAAGGGCUCGGAAGGAGGACGUGGUGACGUUCCUUAAGACGUCCAGUCCAAGAGAAGGUUCCCCGUUUGAGGGUAACUCACCGAGCAGAGACGGCCAGCUGACACAGCCCUCCAGUUAUACAGUCAGGAGACAACAACAAACCAGGGGGCCACAGCCCAUUCACAUGAUCCCUGUGCACGGUCCCGUUGUGUUCAACCUUGGGGAGGACUCUGAUGAGAGUGAAGAGGAGGAGGGGGCGAAGUCUGCCGGAUCAUCGUGGCUGGACGACAUGCUGAAGGCUGCGAGAAGAGACGCUGAUGCUGCUAAAGCUAAGCCCAGCCCCCCUCCCCAGACUCAGAAGGCCCCUCCGGCUGCCAAAGCUAAACCCAGCCCCCCUCCCCAGACUCAGAAGGCCCCUCCUGUGCCAAAGACUCCCGAGGCUCUGGUGAAACUUGACCUGGAGAAACAACAGGAGUACCGCAGACUGAAGGAGGAGAUCGCUCGCAGGGAGAGGACAAGGCUGGAAGCAGGCUCUCAGCCCUCCAGUGCUGCUGCGUCUCCUUCUGUUUCUGACGUCGAGACUCGUGAUGACGACACGAGUCUUAAAGACACCACGCCGCAGGAGGAACAAACUCCUCAAGACAAGCCACAACUUCAAGACAUCAGUCUUCCCAAGAACUCUGACUCAGCACCUGGAGAGGUUAAGGAGACAGAAGAGAAAGGAGAAGACCUGUCUAAGGAGGAAGAGUUAAGACAGCGGCUUCUUGAGAAAAAUGUUGCAGACUGGGAAGGGAGAGUGGAAAAACACAGUGAUUCCGUGAGGAAAGACCAGCGGCUUCUGGCUGAACUCUCCAGACAGGUCAGCAUCAAGGAGGGCACCGUCAGGUCAGCAGAGGUCAAAGUGCAGAAGCUAAAGGAGCAACUCCAGGCUGCAGAGAAGAUACUGUCGGGAAGCCGUGCCCUGGUGAAAAGGCUGCAGGACCAGACUAACACAGUACAGCAGAGGCUAGACCGGAAACAGGCUGCUCAGAAGCAGCUAGUAGAAGGCCUCAACAAGGCUAGGAUUGCAGCAGGCAAACCCCCGUCUUCCAUAACCCUUGGAGAAACCACCGCUACCCUAAAGAGGAAACUUCCCUCUGGUGAACAGGGGAACAAAAAACCCAAAACUCAGCCCAAGCUGAGCCCACAGUCUAUAGUACAGGAAAAAAAGAGACUACAGCAACUGGAGAGGGAAUAUGCCGAGAAAAUCAGACAACUUAAAGAAGCAAUGGAGAGUAAAGCUCCCCGAGGAGAGAAGGAAGUCACUAAGGUGGAGGUUGAGAAGGAAAAUCUUCAACCAACCAAUGUCUUACAGCCUGUGGUAGACUAUAGUCAAGACAAGAUAAGUCUUUCUUACUCCGGUAGUGCAAAGGCAAGUAGUAGUGUGGAGGGGGAGAAUUCGAAGGAAGAGGGAACGGAGGAGAAAAGCAAAAGGAGAAAGUCACUUUUGGAGCUAAAUCCAAGCACAAAGCCACAAUUACUCUCACCCGAUAGGAGAAGAAGCAGCGAACGUCUCAGAGCUAGAACUCCUCAAGAAAGUGAAAGUUCUCAAGAAGACACUACAAGUGAAAGUGCUGUUGAGGAGAAGACGUUGAGUGUGAGAUUACCUGCAGGUCAGGGAAUGGAGACGCUAAGACGUCUUCAGACAGAGAAAGAGAAGAAGUUGCCGUCCACGUGCAUCCGAGCUCAUGUGCAAUGUCUCAAGGAGUACAGUGUCUUAGAAACACCAGUCUCCAAGGACUUAGACUUGAGGUUAGAUCCAGUGACCUCUGACCCCACCGACCAGUCAGAUGACCUUUUGCCCCUUCCCCUCCGACCUUACAGCAGCUGUCUGCUCAACUUCAGGUCAUACAGGUUCAAUCCCUACUACAGAACCAAGUCCAAGCUGCCCUUGACCUCUGCGACCUUUAGCCACAAGGUCAACCCGCACCAGGUGGUCUGCAGGUUUCAGCUAACCGGCACCUGUAACGACCAGGACUGCAGAUGGCAGCACCUUGCGUCUACUAUGCUGACAGGAGAUGAGUUAUACCAGGACCUGUUAUCCUACCAUCCACCUCUGGUGGGAGUUACUGAUACAGACCCUGUACAGUCUCAACAGGCUAUAGGUAUGUACUUAUACUGUCCUACCAUCCACCUCUGGUGGGAGUUACUGAUACAGACCCUGUACAGUCUCAACAGGCUAUAGUGGCCUAUGUAGAGAAGACCUGUACACCAAACAAAGACAAGAUGUCCCCAAACGACCAGUGCCUGCUCCUAGUUAGCCAAGUGAACGAGCACGCCAAACACGUGCCUCCUCACACCACCUUCUUACAACCUCGUGUCUGGAGACCCAGACAGGCAGACAGCAGGGAACUGAGGGAAGGGGAGACUGAGGAAGAGGAGGACAGAAAGUUUG
This is a messenger RNA of Branchiostoma belcheri (Belcher's lancelet), 4335 nucleotides long. RefSeq names its product zinc finger C3H1 domain-containing protein-like. The record is from RefSeq and is a predicted model, not a curated record. Gene Ontology annotation, cellular component: nucleus; exosome (RNase complex). The transcript has 22 exons. NCBI's taxonomy places the organism in Eukaryota, Metazoa, Chordata, Leptocardii, Amphioxiformes, Branchiostomatidae. The coding region runs from base 1 to 4125 and encodes 1374 amino acids.